Molecule: messenger RNA, 1090 nt
Organism: Phytomonas sp. EM1
Lineage: Eukaryota; Euglenozoa; Kinetoplastea; Trypanosomatida; Trypanosomatidae
Source: the annotation of a GenBank genome assembly
AGUACACUCACGUAUCCCAAGGGGGGAAAUUCAACAACCCUUUCCCCUGCGUUUUGACCAUUAACCAAGAUUAGUAACUGUAGAACGAAUUGUAUCCUUUGAGCGGAAGCACAUACCCACACGCGGACUCCGGUAUUAAGGUGUGGUCUCAUGGGGACGGCGUGUGCAAGGCGCUCAUAUGUGAUACCCCAUGAACACAACACUAAAACCGGUGCGCCAUUGAAUACCAAUAAAAAUAAGACUUUAUGCCCCUUGGUUAGACACGGCAUCAUAAAAGCAAGCGACGCCCCCAGGCUUCUUCUGCACUUUAAUUCAACCCUAAGUAAAGACAAGUGUACAUGCAAAGAGGAGGCGCUUCUGCUGUGUAGUAGUCGUGCCACCCUACUGCGUCGGAGUGGGCGUGCCGGUUUUAAGGAUAGGUUAGGAAAUGCAACAACGUACAAUUGCGGAUGCACGACGGAUGCUGAGCAGCUCGAAUCCAAUUUAUUAUCAUGCUCAGAGCCAUUACCAAGUUGUACGGUGGUGGCAAAUCCGCUUCGUUGGAACCCUGAUGGUGGCAGCUCAACCAUCUCACCCCACAAUUUCACUUCCCAAAAACUUUCCGAAGGGUGCCUGUUUGGUCAGGACUAUCUGCAACUGACUCAUCUCUUUUUUCUGUCCACGGACGGCAGCGAUCAGGCAGAUAUGACGCCCAAUAUUGAGCAUUUGGUGCAUUCAACUACCCACUUGGGUAACCGCAUGAUUAGGGGUACUACCACUAGAGGUGCAAGGUCCUUCCCUGAAGAGGCAAACGAAGCCUCGGGCUUGGUGCUGCUAGAUCCAAAGGAUUCAUCGACUAUACAAGGAGCCUCCAUAUGGUAUGAAAAAUGGUUUGAGAAGUGGGCUUAUCAACGUGUUGAACGUUCUCGUCAAGGACUCACGUGGUAAGGGUGGGUAACAUGUACACCUAUGCAAUACCUUUUAGUUUACACGUGUGUUUAGUUUCCUCUGUAAAUCUAAUCAUCUUUGCGUGUUUCCUCGUCUUCCAUAACCCGAUGUGAGGCUGAGAACAAAGUGAUCCAUCUUUUUGUGAAAAUGCAUCUAUGAAUAU